AUGUGGAGAAUAUGUAGAUAAUCAUGCGAGCCCUAAACAGCUUAGCCGGGGCGUAAUAAACUAUGUAUGUAUGUAUGUAUGUGCGAAUGCGUUAGAUGCGUCAGUGGGGAUGAGGCUAAGCGAGUGUUUGGGGUCAUUUGAACCGAUACGAAAAUUUAUACGAGUAUAUAUACGAAUAUAGACGAGUACAGAAGCAAGAACGCGAUCGAUCAAGUUGGAGUAAGUUCUAUACUUGGGGUAACUUCUCCCACCUCCACAAUCAACAGGUCCACACCACCCAAGAAGAAUUGAAGUUCUGCAUCGCAACUAUUUCCGCGAUGAAGUACUCACUUUAUAAAGUCACAUGCCCCGAUCAGCACAUUGAGCAAGGAGUGCCAUCCGGUCACACUUACAUUUCAUUCUUAUCUUCGUUACCUCUCACUACCCACGUAAUAUUGUGAUACAGACACAGAGAAUCACAUUUAUUGUUUGGAUUACCUCCGUCAUGGCAGACCCGACGCUUUCUCGAUCACUCGCCCGGUCCUCAGUCAUUGAGGCGCACAAUCUCGUUAAACCACACGUUCACUUCACGCCUGUCCUCACCAACAAAACCUUAACCAACCUAGCAUCAACUCCGCGUCGUCCGGAAGAUCUCAGAAAGACAAGGUGGGAAGGGUUGACACCUGCAAGACCUACGCUGAGAUUGUGGUUCAAAUGUGAGAAUUUGCAGCGAAUUGGAGCUUUCAAGGUCAGGGGGGCUUUCCAUGCAUUGGAAAGAUUGAAGAUGGAACCUGGGUGGCUUGAAAAUGGUGGAAUGGAGAAGGGGGUUGUGACACAUAGCUCUGGCAACCAUGCUCAAGCUUUGGCUCUAGCAGCUAAAGAGCUCGGGAUGCCAGCACAUAUCGUGAUGCCCGACAUUUCCCCUGCAAACAAGAUCGCUGGGGCGAGAGGCUACGGCGCCCACGUGACUUUCAGCGGCAGCACCUCUACUGAGCGCGAGACUGUUGCCGACCGCAUUAGGUUAGAGACCGGAGCACGCCUUGUACCGCCUUACGAUCAUCCGGACAUUAUCCUCGGGCAGGGCACUCUUGGUCUUGAGUUUCAACAGCAAGUCCGGGAUUUGUUGGGUGCUGGUUAUUCUACUGAGCAUCCAACAUUCGACUCUACGGGUCAAGCUCCUGCAUCCGCAGGUUGCGAAGCAGGGCUUGACGCGAUCAUUGCACCCUGUGGAGGCGGUGGGAUGCUCUCUGGGGUGGCGCUUAGCUGUGAAGGAACAGGCAUCCAGGUUUUCGGGGCGGAGCCCGAGUUUGAAGGCGGAGAUGACGGUAAACGUGGUUUCGAGACUGGAGCACGGAUCGAGACUGUCAACACUCUUUCCAUAGCUGACGGGCUCAGAACGCCCGUCGGAAAGAUACCAUGGUCAGUGAUAUAUGAGAGACGAUUAGUAAAGGGUAUGUAUAGUGUCACUGAGGACGAGAUCAAGGCGGCAUUGAAAUUGGUGUUGGAGAGGUUCAAGCUUGUAAUUGAGCCGAGCGCAGCGGUGCCUCUUGCUGUCGUCCUGUUCAACGAGGAGUUUAGGGCAAUGGUUGAAAGAGAGGCAGGGGCUCGGGGGUGGAACUUGGGAAUAGUCUUCAGCGGCGGAAACAUGGCUAUUGACGGCUUGAUGAAAAUCUUCUCAGCCUAGAGUACUAAGUAGCAAAAUUCGAGUCUUGAAUAGAAAGUUUGCAGC
This is a messenger RNA of Colletotrichum acutatum, 1708 nucleotides long. Its product is annotated as pyridoxal-phosphate dependent enzyme. The coding region runs from base 485 to 1663 and encodes 392 amino acids. Gene Ontology annotation, molecular function: threonine racemase activity; pyridoxal phosphate binding; ATP binding. NCBI's taxonomy places the organism in Eukaryota, Fungi, Ascomycota, Sordariomycetes, Glomerellales, Glomerellaceae. The record is from RefSeq and is a predicted model, not a curated record. The transcript is spliced from 2 exons.